Triticum aestivum (bread wheat) is the source of this 1810-nucleotide messenger RNA. RefSeq names its product probable tRNA N6-adenosine threonylcarbamoyltransferase. The record is from RefSeq and is a predicted model, not a curated record. Gene Ontology annotation, cellular component: cytoplasm; EKC/KEOPS complex. Bases 82 to 1227 code for a protein of 381 amino acids. NCBI's taxonomy places the organism in Eukaryota, Viridiplantae, Streptophyta, Magnoliopsida, Poales, Poaceae. The transcript is spliced from 4 exons. Gene Ontology annotation, biological process: tRNA threonylcarbamoyladenosine modification.
GGGCUAGUUUUAUCUGCACUUUGUAACGCUUCCCUCCUCCCCGCCCACUCCCUCAAACCCUACCGCCUCGCUGCCGCCGCCAUGGCCUCGUCGUCGUCUCCGGCGAGUAGCCGCCCGCCUGGCCCGUUUGCUCUAGGGUUGGAGUCCUCGGCGAACAAGAUUGGCAUCGGCGUCGUCUCCAUGUCCGGGCAAAUCCUCUCCAACCCGCGCCAUACGUACAUCACCCCGCCAGGCCACGGUUUCCUGCCCCGGGAGACCGCGCAGCACCACCUCGUCCACCUAUUCCCUCUACUCCGAGCAGCACUCGCCGAGGCUGAUGCCUCUCCUGCCGACCUCGCCUGCAUUUGCUACACCAUGGGCCCCGGCAUGGGCGGGCCUCUCCAGGUCGCCGCCGCAUCGGCCCGGGCUCUGUCGCUCCUAUGGGGGAAACCGCUUGUCGCCGUCAAUCACUGUGUCGCGCACAUUGAAAUGGGCCGCGCGGUCACGGGCGCCGUGGACCCCGUUGUGCUCUACGUCUCAGGUGGCAACACGCAGGUCAUCGCGUAUAGCGAAGGGAGGUACAGGAUCUUCGGUGAGACCAUUGAUAUUGCCGUGGGGAACUGCCUCGACCGCUUUGCGAGGAUCCUCGAGCUCUCGAAUGACCCCAGCCCUGGGUAUAACAUCGAGCAGCUUGCAAAGAAGGGAGAGAAGUUCAUCGACCUCCCUUAUGUUGUAAAGGGUAUGGAUGUGUCAUUUAGUGGCAUAUUGAGCUUCAUCGAAGCUGCAGCGAUUGAAAAGCUUGAAAAUAACGAGUGCACACCAGCAGACCUGUGCUACUCAUUGCAGGAAACUCUCUUUGCUAUGCUUGUUGAAAUCACUGAACGUGCCAUGGCACAUUGUGAUUCGAAGGAUGUUCUUAUUGUUGGUGGUGUUGGAUGCAAUGAACGUUUGCAAGAGAUGAUGAGGAUUAUGUGCUCAGAGAGAGGGGGUAGGCUGUUUGCAACUGAUGAUCGAUAUUGUAUAGACAAUGGUGCGAUGAUUGCAUACACUGGUUUACUGGCAUAUGCACAUGGUGUGACCACACCCCUGGAGGACUCGACAUUUACUCAAAGGUUCCGAACUGAUGAAGUUCAUGCAAUUUGGAGGGAGAAGGAGGUUCCGGUAUUAAAUAACACAGAUUCUGAUGCAGCGGCUGAAGUAUCCAUAGAUGGAACCUCUGGGCCGACUCCAAUUGCUGUAGAUUCCUGAGGUGCUGGUGCCUUUUGUUGAUUAUUUUGGAAAGAUUAUGUUGCUGCAGAUAUGAGGCUUUGCUUGAUGAUUUGUAGAAAGCCUUGAAGGCUAAUGGCAGAGUGCCUCGUACAUUUUGUUCGUCAUGACUGACUGGAAUGUCUCACCAGUUGCAAGUGAUCUGCAGAAAGACAUUGCUAACUCCUCUCCCUGUUCCAAAUUAUUUGAAGGUCUAGGUUUGUUCCAAGUUAAAACCUUGUUAAGCUUGAUCAAGUCUACAGAAAAAUGAACCAACAUCUACAACACCAAAUUAGCUUCAUUAGAUUCAUCAAAUAUAUUUUCAUACUAUACAUAUUUGAUGUUGUAGACAUUAAUAUUUUUUUCUAUGAACUUUAUCAAACUUGUAAGAGUUCGACUUAGGCAAAGCUAGAACUUUUGAGUAAUUUGGGACAGAUGGAGUAUCUCGUAAUAUGGAUUUGUUGAUUGACGCUACCCUUCCGCUCCUAUGUGUGUGAUACUAGUAUUUGAUGAAAAAGUUAACUUAAAAGUUGAGGAAGUAUGUUGGUAGCACUAUUCCCAUUUUGAAAGCUGUACGUUGCCCUGC